AUGUGUUUCUGGGGCGAGGCAAUGGGGCCGUUUGUGCUUCUAUUUGUGUACGGCACUCUUCAACGCGGAGAGAACAAUUACGCGUGGUGGAUGGCGGACCCAAAACACGCCACUUUUGUGGCGACAGCACGCACUGUGAAACGGUAUCCGCUGUUUGUGAAACUUUUGCCUGGUUCCGACGGGUGCUCGCCCUGCCUACUCAACCAACCAGCUGCGGGAGAUGUUGGCGAUGUUAGCAACUGCAAUGAGCGGAACAAUGAUGCUGGCGGUGUGACGCCUCAGUUUGUGGUGGGGGAGUUGUUUCUGGUGACACCAACAUUGAAGAGCUGCCUUGACGUCAUUGAGGAUGUCGAGGAGGGCGUGUACACCGUCGGCGAGAUCGAUGUUCUCCCCCUGGACAACGAGCAGGUGGUGGAGAGGACACUUCAUGUGGGCAAGGGGGAGGCGGUGAGGGCGCUCGUGUACUUUCGGACGAAGAACUACCCGCCUGACUGGAACUGCCCAAGUGCGGCGAACAGCACAUGUCUCAUGCAGCGUUUUUCAGCGAUGGAGUGCCUACGUCUGUACGGCUCGCGUUUUGCCGGCUUUCCCGCCCACUUGCGUUACGCAGCGGAAUUACGAGACGGCCUUCAAAGACAUACCAGAUGGCCGUUUGAUGAUGUGUGCGGGGUGCCUCUCCGUCCUAAACCCAUCGUGCUUUUUAUUAUUGACGGCGUGGGUGACGCCACUUAUUCAGAGCUUGGUCAUCGCACACCGCUUGAGGUGGUUGCCGGUGUGCCUCCGCGGAGGUUUGAGGGUGAAGCCACGGCAAAAUCACAAUGCACUGCGGAUCGGUAUGCUUCUUCUGCCAUGAAUUUGGUUACGAAAAACGGGGUAAGUGGAUUAAUGGAUGUUUUUGAAUCGGGGGUGAGUUGUGGGAGCGACACGGCACACCUUGCUCUCCUUGGGUAUCCGCCGAAGCAGUACUACAGGGGGCGUGGGGCAUACGAGGCUCUCGGAGCGGGCUUGGCAUUGGAUGAUGCCGAUAUCGCCUUUAAGAGCAACUUUUCCGUCCUUAAUGAGUCCACGGGGAUCGUCACGCACCGCCGCUGUGACCGCGACUUCACUCAGGAAGGUCCGGUUUUAUGCGCGCACAUUGACGGGACGGUGAUUGCAGGCGAUGAUGCGGGUCUAUUCGAGUCGGUACACACACUGAGAGCCCAGUACGCCACGGAGCACCGUUGCGGCAUCGCCAUCACCGGGAAGGGGCUCUCAUGCUUCAUCACAGGCACGGAUCCACUGGCCGACAAUCGUCCACUGCUGCACUGCAGGCCCACUGUACCGCCCGAACACGCGGAGUACGAGGCAGCGCUCUACACGAGCCGCGUGGUGAACGCGGCAUCGAGAUGCAUUACGGAGCUGCUUCGUCACCACCCGAUCAAUGAGGCCCGGCGGAGGGAAGGGAAGGAGGCUGCCAACGUGGUUCUUCUGCGAGGGGCUGCGGACAAGGGAUGGGUACCACCAUUUGCCGUGCGUCACGGCCUUUUUGGCUUUAUUGUUGCCCCCACGUGCAUUAUUAAGGGCUUGGGAAUUUGUUGUGGUCUGAAAUCCGUGGGCGCUGCUGGAGCAACGGGCGAUUACCAAACAAACGUCAACGCAAAGGUGGACGCUGCUCUAAGUGAACUCGGUCUUGCUGGUGCUGUGGAUGGGGCCACGAGGGAAGAAGGGAUGGUCCGCAGCGUGUUUGCUGUCAUUCAUGUCAAGGGUGUCGACGACGCCGGCCACGACAGGAGUCUUGAGAAGAAACUCAUGAUGCUUCAGCGAUGUGGGGAGGCCCUCCAGAGGCUGUGGACAGCCCUUCCAGACGGCAGCACGGUGGCAGUACUCUCGGAUCAUUCCACACCCGUUUCUAUCGGUGAUCACAGCUGCGAGCCGGUUCCUGUAUCCGUGGCGACGAAGGGGUGCGGUUUUCAUGAUGAUGUGGAACAUUAUAGCGAGGUGGAGUGUGGAUAUGGGGCACUUGGACGGUUUCGUGGUGAGGAGCUGCUCGGCAUUGUGAAGCGUGCCCAUUACUGGUACCACUACCGUGCACCGCGCGAGAGUUCAUUGACGUCAGAGGGGUAA
Molecule: messenger RNA, 2103 nt
Organism: Trypanosoma cruzi
Lineage: Eukaryota; Euglenozoa; Kinetoplastea; Trypanosomatida; Trypanosomatidae
Product: 2,3-bisphosphoglycerate-independent phosphoglycerate mutase, putative
Exons: 1
Coding region: 1-2103 (700 amino acids)
Molecular function (GO): metal ion binding
Source: RefSeq, a predicted model, not a curated record